Messenger RNA from Xenopus laevis (African clawed frog), 567 nucleotides. RefSeq names its product small proline-rich protein 2B-like. The record is from RefSeq and is a predicted model, not a curated record. The coding region runs from base 69 to 404 and encodes 111 amino acids. The transcript is spliced from 3 exons. NCBI's taxonomy places the organism in Eukaryota, Metazoa, Chordata, Amphibia, Anura, Pipidae.
CAGAUCAAACAAACAUAUCUCAGGGAAUUCAAGUGUCUCAGAAGAUACUACUGAACAAAACACCAGUCAUGUCUGGAGUCAAAGGUGGUCGUAGCCAGUGCCAGCAGAAGACUUACUGCCCAGAUCCAUGCCAGCCACAAAUUUUCUGCAAAGAUCCAUGCCAGAAACAGGUUGUGUGUAAGGAUCCAUGCCAACCACAAGUUGUCUGUAAAGAUCCAUGCCAGCCACAAGUUGUCUGCAAAGAUCCAUGCCAGCCUCAAUUUGUCUGUAAAGAUCCUUGCCAACUAACCAUGUGUCAUGACACCUGUCAACCUGUCCAGCAUUACCAUUGUAAGACUGUACACUGCCCCCAAAAAGUUCACUGUGACCCUUGCCAUCCUUGCCAGUGCUAUGGAAAGCACUGAGUAUUCCCACCUUUUGAGCCAGGCCUGAGAUUUUCAUCAGUCCACCAAAUUCCUUCAAAUCUUUCAGUACUCUUUCUUUAUCUUGUCAUAAUGGUGUUAGUACCAAAUUGCUUAUCUUCUAGAUUUAUCUGUGGUUACUGUUCCAUUAAAUUAUCUUGGCACA